Messenger RNA from Porites evermanni, 1274 nucleotides. NCBI's taxonomy places the organism in Eukaryota, Metazoa, Cnidaria, Anthozoa, Scleractinia, Poritidae. The record is from the annotation of a GenBank genome assembly.
AUGGGAUGUACGACAAAGGUAAGUUAAGAUUCAUUCAGAAUAGCACAAUUUCAUUGAUAAAUUUUUAGUGUAAAAAAAGUAUGGCGAUUUUUCUUUCUUUUUCUCCAUCUUUUUUUUAAGCCAGUGCGUUGAUCUUGACUUAUAAUUUAGGAUGUGUCAAUAACACCGAAUAAUGACAUGAAUCCAUUCAGUCAAUUCUUGAAGACCUGCAUUUUUUAACCACUAUUGACGACUUUUCCAAAUCAUAAUUGUGGCUUUGCUGUAGCUUAUCUCUCGUUGUCAUUUCAUAAGGUAUUUAACUGAACCUCUCAGUUAGCCUGGAUUUUUUCGACGCUCCGGUUGGUCAACGAGAGUAAUUGAUUUAGGUGUUAUAUUUCAACUUAGUCAUUUCUUUCACGUACAAUAAUUCUUAAUAAAACAAAAGUAGACUUUACUGGUGUCACUUGAAAGAAAUUAGUUAUGCAGACGGGAAGGGCGUAUAGCAUCCUUUGGCACAAAAGUCUUUUUUACUGCAGGUUCAACGGAAAGAGAUUGAAAGCCAUCUUCAGGAAUCUGUACGACCACAUGUUGACUUGGCUUUUGCAAAACUAACUAGCACACAAGAGGAGUUGAAAAGGUCCCAGGAUUUAACAAGUAAACUUAACGAGAAGUUCAAUGCCCUAGAAAGGCAAUUUAAAGAGCAGCAUACGGAAAAGGUAAAUGCAGUCGAAAAAGAAGUAAGAACUUUAAAAAAAAAGAAAUAGAGCUGCAAAAUAGGGUGGAAACAUUAGAGAUGAUUGUUAAGGACGACUCUAAGAAAGGAGAUUCAAUGGAGAAAAACCCUCGCCCGCUUCAGAGACCCUCAAAUCAAAUGCGGACGAUCGAGCAAAAAGGAAGUAGAUGCAUGUCUAAGGAAUUUGCCAUACUGCCAAGAAAGGAAAUUUGCUCCGACAGUAACCCUGGUUAUUGGACAAAACAGUGGAAGAUUCAAGGAUUCAGAGGAUUUCUUAAACGGGCCGAAGAAGAGGGACACGAGAUACAGAGUAAUCCGUUCUUCUUGGGUGAAAACGGUUAUAAAGUUAAAGUUGGCCUGGGUAUUUCAGGUUCUUACCUCAACAUCCACUUUGUAAUAAUGAAAAGUGAAAACGACGUCAUAUUACCAUGGCCUUUUUCUAAUUUUGUUACUUAUGAAGUGAUUGAUCAACAGAAAAUUUCAGUACAAUGUAAGCAUUGGACUACUCUGUUUAACCCUUUAAAUGCAGACGCCUCGUGGAAGAAAAGUUUCCUGCGGCCUA